Equus quagga is the source of this 2330-nucleotide messenger RNA. RefSeq names its product casein kinase 1 gamma 2 (gene CSNK1G2). The coding region runs from base 276 to 1622 and encodes 448 amino acids. Gene Ontology annotation, biological process: peptidyl-serine phosphorylation; endocytosis; signal transduction. Gene Ontology annotation, molecular function: ATP binding; protein serine/threonine kinase activity. The record is from RefSeq and is a predicted model, not a curated record. Lineage: Eukaryota; Metazoa; Chordata; Mammalia; Perissodactyla; Equidae. Gene Ontology annotation, cellular component: cytoplasm; nucleus; plasma membrane. The transcript is spliced from 10 exons.
AUCUCUGCCUCUGUUUCUCCGCCAGCCGGGAGCCACGAGAUUUGAGGCGGCGAGACCUGUCAGCAGAAUGUGUCCUCCCCCCGCGCACAGCCCCAAGGCCACCGAGAUGAGAGCCGCGGCCUGGCCCUCGCGAGCGCCAGCGUCUCACUAGCCGGGGUCCGCCGGCCGCCAUGGUGUGCUAGCCCUGGAGAGCCACCCGCGACCUCCCGUCUCCACAGACCCGGGAUUUGCACGGCAGCAGAGUCACCGUGGAGAGGCCAGGGUACCACAAACUUAUGGAUUUUGACAAGAAAGGAGGGAAAGGGGAAUCGGAGGAGGGCCGGAGAAUGUCCAAGGCCGGCGGCCGGACCAGCCACGGCGUCCGGACUUCGGGGACCAGCUCAGGGGUCCUGAUGGUGGGCCCCAACUUCCGGGUCGGGAAGAAGAUAGGCUGUGGCAACUUCGGGGAGCUCCGGCUAGGGAAGAAUCUCUAUACAAAUGAAUACGUAGCUAUCAAAUUGGAGCCCAUUAAGUCCCGGGCGCCGCAGCUGCACCUGGAGUACCGCUUCUACAAGCAGCUCAGCGCCGCAGGUACCGGGGGCGCGCGGGGCGGGGGGCGCGCGGGGCGGGGGGCGCGCAGGGUGGGGCGGGGGCGCGCGGGCGCCACACGAGCGAGUGUCCGUCCGCCCGCAGAGGGCGUCCCUCAGGUCUAUUAUUUCGGCCCGUGCGGGAAGUACAACGCCAUGGUGCUGGAGCUGCUCGGGCCCAGCCUGGAGGACCUGUUCGACCUGUGCGACCGCACGUUCACGCUCAAGACGGUGCUCAUGAUCGCCAUCCAGCUGAUCACGCGCAUGGAGUACGUGCACACCAAGAGCCUCAUCUACCGCGACGUGAAGCCCGAGAACUUCCUGGUGGGCCGGCCGGGCAGCAAGCGGCAGCACGCCAUCCACAUCAUCGACUUCGGCCUGGCCAAGGAGUACAUCGACCCCGAGACCAAGAAGCACAUCCCGUACCGCGAGCACAAGAGCCUCACGGGCACGGCGCGCUACAUGAGCAUCAACACGCACCUGGGCAAGGAGCAGAGCCGCCGCGACGACCUGGAGGCGCUGGGCCACAUGUUCAUGUACUUCCUGCGCGGCAGCCUGCCCUGGCAGGGGCUCAAGGCCGACACGCUCAAGGAGCGCUACCAGAAGAUCGGGGACACCAAGCGGGCCACGCCCAUCGAGGUGCUGUGCGAGAGCUUCCCAGAGGAGAUGGCCACGUACCUGCGCUACGUGCGGCGCCUGGACUUCUUCGAGAAACCGGACUAUGACUACCUGCGCAAGCUCUUCACCGACCUCUUCGACCGCAGCGGCUUCGUGUUCGACUAUGAGUACGACUGGGCCGGGAAGCCCCUGCCGACGCCCAUCGGCACGGUCCACACCGACCUGCCCUCGCAGCCUCAGUCUCGGGACAAAGCCCAGCUACACGGCAAAAACCAGGCGCUGAACUCCACCAACGGGGAGCUGAAUGCCGACGACCCCACUGCCGGUCACUCCAACGCGCCCAUCACUGCGCCGGCCGAGGUGGAGGUGGCUGACGACACCAAGUGCUGCUGUUUUUUCAAGAGAAGGAAGAGAAAAUCCUUGCAGCGACACAAGUGACGAGGGCGGUCUCUGGACCCUCUGCCGCGGCCCUCAGGGCGCUUGUCACGGCCGUGGCCCAGCGGACGUGGACUGUGGCCGCCGGGCUGCGCGCCCCCGGCCGCCCUUCACAGACUCGGGCCGAGCUUCCCCCCGUGUCUGGCCGCCCCUCCGAGAGCACUAACUGUCCGCCCGGAGCGCGCCGGCCGCCGUUGCAGUGAGUAGAGGCGCCGGUGGUGUCAUAAAGUCCAGCUUGUCUCCCUCGAUCCAAAGGCCGUUUUCUCGAGGGGGCGCUGCGGGCGUCGCUGCCGGGGGCGAGCCGCCUGGGCCUCCCUGCGCCAGAGGGCACGGCGGGGUGGGCGGCCCCCAACCAAAAUGCUGCACCAAAGCUUGGGCUGCCGUGGCCCUCGGGCCAGCCGUGCCUGCUCCCCGAGCUGCGCCCAGACCCGCCCCGGGCGGCCCGCUCGCCCCAGCCUGGCGGCCCAUGUGGGCUCCUGUGUCCGCCGCGGCGCUGGCCAGCGAGGGGACGGGCGCUCGGCUGGGCCGCAGGCGCGGGGGCGGCACCCGUGGGACUGCGUGCGUCCUGGAGGCCCGGGUGCUGUGCGGGCGGCCGUGCGUCUGGGUCCUGCUUCACCGAGUGUACAGAAUGGCACUUCCGUUUCUCUCAUGCUUCCUGGAAGCCAUAGAACUUAGGGGCUUUUUUAAAAAAAUAAAGGAAAACGAAACCAG